Messenger RNA from Linnemannia hyalina, 1323 nucleotides. The record is from the annotation of a GenBank genome assembly. Lineage: Eukaryota; Fungi; Mortierellomycota; Mortierellomycetes; Mortierellales; Mortierellaceae.
AUGGGCCAUGAUAAUGGAGACUCUUCCACCUUGCUGGAAAGACUGCGAUCCUCCAAGACACUACCACCUUCACAACCACAACCACCGGCUGCUGAUGUCAACGACGAGCCUAUGGCCACCAGCGACGGCAAUCCCCCAAUGGUGGCAGCUCGUCUGAUCGGACCUGGAGCAUUCAAGAUCGAAGACAGUCUACAACCCCUCCACCAUGAUACCCCAAACCCUGCAUUCUCUAUCGAAAAAGUCCACAGCGCUGCAGCCUCCGUCGUUGAUCCAGUACCACCGCCUCCAUCACCGCCACUCUCCAACUUUUACAACCAGACCUAUGUCGACGGAUCUUGGGGUGCCGGCGCGUUUGUCCGGGACCGGAUCCAAGUCGACACAACCCCACCGGGCGUGGUCUUUAACCCUUACCACCACAUGAACGACGACGGUUCCUUUGAAUCCUCCUCAACUGGCGAUGUCGCCACCGUCACUUUCCUAAAUGUCGUCCAGGACAACCUGGGACUUGUCAAGGGCUACGACGGGCAGAUCUCGGGUCUUUUGGGUCUUACACGCGCCUCCCCCACCGGUCGGAAGACCUUUUUGCAGGAAUUGGUUGAUCAAGGGUCGCUUGCUCAACCGGUGGUUUCGAUGCAUUUGGACGCCGAGGGGGGCAGUUUCUUGUUGGGCGGGAUUGAUUCUUCACAGUACUCUGGGCAAUUGGUCUACAGCCCUGUCACCGACCCGGUCACCUGGCAGAUGUCCCUCCAGGGUCUGGGGGUCCGGUAUAGGGACGGGCAUUACAGCGCCAUCUCACAGCCUUCAGUCCCCAUCAUCAACUCUGCAGGAACCAACAAUCCUUCAGGACCAUCAAUCACUCCCCUACCUCCGUCCGACACCAACCCAACCUCCACCGCCGGGAUAUACAAAGUCCUCCCACAACUCAACAUCUUCCAAGACGCACCCCUGAUUCUCGACAGCGGAACCUCGUCCAUCCUCAUCCCCUCCGACGCUUCACAAGCAAUCCACAGCGAGCUCUCAGGGACAUGGGACCCAACCCACCGAGCCUGGUUCCUCCCCUGUCAAGGACCCGAUCUGAUCUGGUGGGUCUCGUCUGGUCAACAUGGUAUCAUCCAGCCAUAUGAGUCUCUCAUCUACCCCCUGGAGGAUGGUCGGUGUCAGAGUCUGAUCUUUGAGAACCCGGACGCCAACUAUUGGAUUCUGGGGGAUACUUGGCUGCGAGGGUUGUAUGUGGUGUAUGAUAUGGAGGGUGCUGGACAGAUCGGGAUCGCCACUGCUAAGAGUGCCAACGCGACUGGUAGUGUGGGUGAUAGUGCAUCUUAA